AUGACCGAGGGGCGUUUUGAAACUAUUCAUAAUCUCAGACCCAAAAAUUGGGACGGCCGCCGUCACUGGACGAAUUGGCAUCACCUUUAUGACUGUGAGAAGGAUCACUUAGCGCGGGAGAGCUGUCCGUUCCACGAUCUUCGUUCUGGUGGCCAGUUUCAGUAUGAAAAUUGGGGAGGGGGUGAAUUCAAACCGUUAAUACCGCCUAAUCACCUAAACAAUCGGCCAUGUGGCGACCGAAUGGACUUCUCGAAGGGACACGGGACACAAAUCGGUGGACUUGGGGAUAUCCCACUUGAUGUUGAAGGAGGCAAACCGACGCAACACAACAAGCAUCCAGGAAAAACUGUAAUGUUUACGAGGAAGGACCCUCUUAAACGUGGCUUGUUUAGUAGUUACCCUUACAUACCGGAAGCAUCCACGGGGGCAGCGUCUGCUGGUGGACCAGCCGGUCCAAACAUCAAGACGGGAAAGGUUAACGUCUUUGGUCAGGCACCGGAGUGGAUAGCAGAUCCAUAUGACGGGAAGACUGACCGUGGUCGCAUUUUCCACUUCAAGGCAGGGCCGCUAAAUUACAGACCUGACGACAGAUUGGCGUGGAUGCCUGAAGGGGAGCCGGAGAGGCGGAAAAAGCGAAUCCACGGCGUUUUCCGUGCUGGAAAACCUUGUGGUAUUAUCAACGAUGUAGAGUGGGUACCGGACCCACUGCAAGAGGCGAAAGUGAAGAAGCAAGUGCGACCCUUCCGGACGUGGCACACACGAACGAAAUGGUCUAUGCCAACACAUGCACCGUGGUCAACAGGCAAAAUAACAGCUGAACCGUUUCGUGGUCCUAACUUGAAUAUCACACAGUCUGGUUUGCCAUGUUUGGAUACUUUCAAAAGAGUUAACAUGACACAAACCAUCGGCAAAGAGGCGGCGCUCGCGCCCGUGGAGUUGCCGGGGCCCGCAAGGCUCAAAUAA
Messenger RNA from Trypanosoma brucei brucei TREU927, 963 nucleotides. RefSeq lists its product as hypothetical. Bases 1 to 963 code for a protein of 320 amino acids. The record is from RefSeq and is a predicted model, not a curated record. The transcript has a single exon. NCBI's taxonomy places the organism in Eukaryota, Euglenozoa, Kinetoplastea, Trypanosomatida, Trypanosomatidae.